GGUGGGCACGAAAGGUAAUAAUUGUUAAAAAUGCAAAACACACUCUCUCUCUUUAUCUCUCCCAAGAAAAAAUGGAAAAACACUCGUACCACUCUCUUUCCCCCUCUUAAAAGGACACCCCAAAAAUAAUGGCGGUUGCGUUGUGAUUGAUUGGAGGAGAGAGAGAGAGAGAGGGAGGGUAAAGCUAUAGUAGCAUGGUCACCAAGUUAGAAGUAGUAUAGUAGUACUAGUAAGUAGCAUGAACAUGACCAAUGACCAUGACCACAAAGCAUAACCAUAAAAACUAAGCACAAACACAACCAUUGCUACUUCUACUUCCCAUUUUUCCAUUACCGGAAUUCUAAUGAGCCAAACGCUGACUCUCGUUUUUGUACUACUCUUUACCCAACGCUCUUUCCUCUGUAUCAAACACUGAUCCUUUAACACUUUCUCUCUCUUGUUGGAUUCGCUGUUCUUUCUCUGAGAUCUGUGUGCUUUUCGACUCUGUUCCUCUUCUGGGUCUCGUUGCUCUUUCAGAUUGUUGCUAAAUUUGGCAGAAAAAAGCCACGUGUAUUUCUGAGAGAUUGUGUUGUGUAUAAUGAGGACUUUCGUUGAGGAUUGGAACCUGGAGUGUUGGGGGUUAAGGAAAACUAGAACCGAAUGAUGCGUAAAGCAAUUGUCUUUUCUUGUGACACUGGUUUUGGUUGAAGGUUCAUACGUGGGAAUCUUGUUGGUAUUAAUGGAUUUUAAAGGGUGUGAAGUACUGGGACAAAUAUAACAAAGAAUGUUAUUCUGUUGUGGGAAGGAAGGAAGAGAGGGCACGGCUUGUUUUGUGGUGGAGGGUGUCAUUUUCUGAGAAUUUCGUUGCUUAAUUGGUAGUGUUGUGAUUGUGAAUUCAAUUUCGGGGAUACUAAUUUGCUUUAGCCUCUGUUUUUGCUCAAAUGAGACUUUCUUCAGCUGGUUUUAGUCCUCCACCCCAGGAAGGGGAAAAUCGAGUUCUAGAUUCAGAACUUUGGCAUGCAUGUGCUGGUCCCCUUGUCUCUUUACCAGCAGUUGGAAGCCGCGUGGUAUACUUUCCACAAGGUCACAGUGAACAGGUGGCUGUGUCGACCAACAAGGAAGUAGAUGCUCAUAUCCCAAACUAUCCAAGCUUGCCUCCUCAACUCAUUUGUCAACUUCAUAAUAUGACUAUGCAUGCUGAUGCGGAGACUGAUGAAGUGUACGCGCAAAUGACCUUGCAACCUCUGAAUCCUCAAGAGCAAAAGGAGGCAUACCUGCCAGCGGAGCUGGGCACCCCAAGUAAACAGCCAACAAACUAUUUCUGCAAAACUUUGACAGCCAGUGACACAAGCACACAUGGGGGAUUCUCUGUGCCUCGCAGGGCAGCUGAAAAAGUGUUUCCUCCAUUGGAUUUCUCUCAACAACCUCCUGCUCAAGAAUUAAUUGCAAGGGAUUUGCAUGGUAAUGAGUGGAAAUUCAGGCAUAUCUUCCGGGGCCAGCCCAAAAGGCAUCUACUUACAACCGGAUGGAGUGUCUUUGUGAGUGCUAAAAGACUAGUUGCUGGUGAUUCUGUGCUGUUUAUCUGGAAUGAAAAGAACCAACUACUACUUGGCAUCCGCCGUGCUAAUCGACCACAAACUGUGAUGCCUUCUUCGGUGUUGUCAAGUGAUAGUAUGCACUUGGGGCUUCUUGCUGCAGCAGCUCAUGCAGCUGCAACAAAUAGUCGUUUCACCAUCUUCUAUAAUCCACGUGCUAGCCCUUCAGAAUUUGUCAUACCAUUAGCGAAGUAUGUUAAAGCUGUGUAUCAUACUCGAGUUUCAGUUGGUAUGCGGUUCAGGAUGCUGUUUGAAACAGAGGAGUCAAGUGUGCGGAGAUACAUGGGUACAAUAACUGGCAUUAGUGACCUGGAUCCUGUCCGGUGGCAAAACUCACAUUGGCGCUCCGUCAAGGUUGGCUGGGAUGAAUCCACUGCUGGAGACAGGCAACCUAGAGUGUCUCUUUGGGAAAUUGAGCCAUUAACUACAUUUCCUAUGUAUCCAUCUCCAUUCCCCCUUAGGCUUAAACGGCCAUGGCCUCCAGGACUGCCUUCAUUCCAUGCAGGCAUGAAGGAUGACGAUUUUGGCCCGAAUUCACCUCUGUUGUGGCUCCGAGAUCCUGAUAGAGGGCUUCCGUCUCUUAAUUUUCAGGGGAUUGGGAUUAAUCCUUGGAUGCAGCCAAGAUUUGAUCCCACCAUGUUGAAUAUGCAAACAGACAUGUACCAAGCUGCGGCUGUUCAGGACAUGAGGAGUUUAGAUCCUUCCAAACAGCAUUCUGCUUCCUUACUUCCAUUUCAGCAACCACAGAACUUCCCAAACAGGACUGCUGCUUUAAUGCAGGCCCAGAUGUUGCAGCAGUCACAACCUCAGCAGAUUUUUGGAAAUACUCAAGAGAAUCAACAUUCCCCACAAUCUCAGGCUCAUCUUCAGCAACAUCUACAACAUCAACACUCGUUCAAUAGUCAGCAUCAUCAUCACCACCAGCAACAACAACAGCGACAGCAACAUCAAGUGGUAGAUAAUCAACAGAUUUCUAGUGCAGUCUCUACAAUGUCUCAGUUUGUUUCAGCUCCUCAACCUCAAUCACCACCUAUGCAAGCUAUCUCUUCCAUGUGCCAACAGCAAAACUUUUCUGAUUCAAACGGGAACACUGUGACUACUAUUGUUUCUCCCCUGCACAGUAUCUUGGGUUCUUUUCCCCAGGAUGAAACAUCUCACCUCCUGAACCUUCCUAGAACAAGCUCUUGGAUUCCUGUUCAAAAUUCAAGUGGGUGGCCCUCGAAGCGUGUUGCAGUGGAUCCUCUCCUUUCUUCCGGAGCCUCUCAAUGUGUUCUACCUCAGGUGGAGCAGCUAGGGCAGCCACAGAGUACCAUGUCUCAAAAUGCUAUUUCUUUACCACCUUUUCCUGGUAGGGAGUGCUCAAUAGACCAAGAAGGGAGCAAUGAUCCACAAAACCAUCUCUUAUUUGGUGUUAAUAUAGAGCCCUCGUCCCUUCUCAUGCCUAAUGGAAUGUCAAGCCUUAAGGGGGUCUGUGGAAACAAUGGCUCCUCAACCUUGCCAUAUCAAUCUUCUAAUUAUCUGAAUACUACCACACGGACUGAUUCUUCAUUGAAUCAUGGAAUGACCCCCAACAUAGGCGACUCGGGUUUCCUGCAGUGUCUGGAAGAGGCAGGACAAGGAAACCCACUGAACAAAACCUUUGUGAAGGUUUAUAAGUCAGGGUCCUUUGGAAGGUCAUUGGAUAUCACUAAAUUCAGCAGCUACCAUGAGCUGCGUGGUGAACUCGCUCGAAUGUUUGGCCUUGAAGGCGAGUUGGAGGACCCUGUGAGAUCAGGCUGGCAGCUUGUAUUUGUAGACCGAGAGAACGAUGUUCUUCUCCUUGGUGAUGGCCCCUGGCCGGAAUUCGUAAAUAGCGUAUGGUGCAUAAAGAUACUUUCUCCUCAGGAAGUGCAGCAGAUGGGCAACAAUGGCCUUGAGCUGUUGAACUCGUUUCCAAUUCAAAGGCUCUCUAAUGGCAUCUGUGAUGACUAUGUGAGCCGUCAAGACCCAAGAAAUUUAGGCACUGGGAUAACAACCGUGGGGUCUUUAGACUACUAAAUAGUCUUCACUUCUUCUAUCACAUGUAAUAUUAUUACCCUUACUUCUCAACCCUUUCUUUGUGUACGGUGGGAAGCACCUUUGCCUAAGUGUAGUUUACAUAGCCUACUCUUUAGCCUUUGGAUGUUUUCCUGUUUUUUCCUGCUAGGACAUUUCAUAAACUAAUACUGUAACUAUAUGGCAUCUAGUCAUUGUGCUAGCCACAAUAUAUACGAUACUUAAUCCGUUAGGAAAUCAAUGCGUGAGAUAUGUUCUCCUAACUUGUACA
Messenger RNA from Glycine soja, 3879 nucleotides. Its product is annotated as auxin response factor 6-like. Gene Ontology annotation, cellular component: nucleus. The transcript is spliced from 14 exons. NCBI's taxonomy places the organism in Eukaryota, Viridiplantae, Streptophyta, Magnoliopsida, Fabales, Fabaceae. Bases 921 to 3611 code for a protein of 896 amino acids. Gene Ontology annotation, biological process: response to hormone; regulation of DNA-templated transcription. The record is from RefSeq and is a predicted model, not a curated record. Gene Ontology annotation, molecular function: protein binding; DNA binding.